AUGAGUGGGAGGAAUGCAAGCUCGCAUGGUGACGAUGAUGAUGGUGCAAGGGAGAAGCGAAUUAAAGAGAUAUAUCGUUACGAUGAGAUGUCGAAUAAAGUUUUACGCAGUGAUAAACGGUUUCAAAGUAACCAAACCGACCCACUCAAGGAUGCUGAGAUGUCCGUACCGAAAUCUCUAGCAGGACGAAUUACGGUGAAAGAAAUGGGGUCGCAGGUUAGGCCAGAAUCCAUGGAGGACACACAGAUACCGACGGAACCCGUUGUGGAGCCGGAAAGACCCGCUCCGAAGUCCAGUUCGAAAAGAGAUAAACAGACUAAGCAUUUGAAUGAUACUCGGAACCUUUCUGUCUUAGAGAUGGAUGACUGGCAGCGUUUGCGAUACCACCCGGGUGAUGAAACAAAUACUAUAAUCUACGAGGACAUCCUCGAUAAGAUGCGAUCUAUUUUCGGGGACGAUAUCCCACACACUAUCAUCAUGAACACUGCAGACAUUGUCAUAACAUCCUUGAAAUCAGAUCCAAAAGAUGAGACCGUUGUGUACAAAAAAAGAGAGCAGUUAGGGAAGGAGCUGGGUGUUCAAUUAGAUCUCGAACAGUUCAGCGAAAUCUAUAAAUUGGUUAACAAAAUAACCGAUUUUAAUAAAGACAAUUCUAAUGAUGAAUCUCAAAAUGAAAAGGUGGUCACAAUUCUAGCAGAUAGUGACAAUGAGGAUGAAAUGGCAGAGAGCAAUACGUUAAGAGAUGAGAUGGAGAAGGAGGAAGAGGAGGAGGAGGAAGACGAACAGUCGGACUUAAACGAUGAUGCUGCAGUCAAAGAAAGCAAGCAAAGCAAAAAAUCCUCAGACCUCUUGCAAAAUAAUGACGAUUUGAUUACGAUUGAUGGCAGCAUACUUUCAGCUAGAGUUCCUCCGAUUUAUCUCAUCGAUAGGUCAUAUGUCCAGCAAAAACUAUCGCGCAAUAUCCGCAGUGUUAGUCAAGAUGAUGAGUCAAUUCAAGAGAUAUGCGACCGAAUUAUUCUAAACUUGCUUGAUACGGAGAACAAUCUUGACGAAUUUGAAGUUCAAAUGAACAAACUACUAGAUUUUGAUGAUUUAUCACUCUCCCAAUUUUUUGUAACAAACAGGUUAAAAUUGCUUUGGGGCAUAAAAUUAUCAAACUGUCCCUCAGAUAAGAUACCACAACUGCUCAAUGAAAUGAGAAGAAAAGAUUUGGAAGAUCUUGUACAAGAAUAUGAAGACAAAGAGAUGACGCGGAAUAAGAAAAGGUUUUUAGAUGAACCGGAAAGUCCAACUUCUGCAGUUGAUCACAAGAGGAGUAAAAACGACGCCCAUGUGUCUAUAGUACCCCCUCUAUUAGAUCUCGAGUCUUUGAAGUUUGCACAAGGAUCAAAGCUUCUAACUGUUUCAAAAGUAGAGCUACCUGAAGGUUCCUUCAAAAAGGUGAAGGAUUUAUAUGAUGAAAUUCAUGUCCCAGCUCCCAAAAAACCGGUGAUAGACUAUAAUUUAGUACCCGUGUCGGAUCUGCCGAACUGGGCACAAGGAGCCUUCCCCAAUAAUGAAACUGAAACGCUAAAUGCCGUACAGUCCAAAGUUUAUCCAUGUGCCUUUGAGUCGGACCAUAACCUUUUGCUUUGUGCUCCUACAGGUGCGGGUAAAACCAAUGUUGCAAUGCUUACAGUCCUUCGAACUUUAUCAAAAUUCUUCAAUAAGACCACAAAUAAGCUAAAUUUACGGGACUGUAAAAUCGUCUAUAUUGCGCCCUUAAAAGCGUUGGUACAGGAGCAGGUCAGAGAGUUUAAUAGAAGACUAGGUUAUUUAGGGGUCAAGGUGGCUGAGUUGACGGGGGACUCCAGACUCAAUAAACAGGAAAUAGUACAAACACAUAUUCUGGUUUCCACACCUGAGAAAUGGGACAUCAUUACCAGAAAAAUGGACGAAUCAUCUUACGCUCAACAGGUCAGCUUAAUCAUUAUCGAUGAAGUUCAUCUACUACAUGACGCAAGAGGGCCCGUACUAGAAAAUAUCGUGGCACGAACGAUGUUUUCCAGAGACUCUGAUGUUAAGCCGAGGUUGGUAGCACUGUCUGCCACAUUACCAAAUUAUAAAGAUGUGGCUAGGUUUUUGAGGGUACCCGCAGAAGGUCUGUUUAAUUUCGAUGCCUCCUUUAGACCAUGCCCUCUUACACAACAGUUUAUCGGAAUUCGUGAACAAAACUCCCUGAAAAAACUGACGGCUAUGUACGAGGCGUGCUACGACAAGGUACUAGAAUCGCUGAAAGAUCACAACCAAGUUAUCAUUUUUGUACAUUCACGGAAAGAGACAUCUAGAACUGCAUCUUGGCUUAAGAACAAGUUCACUGAGACGAGUAAACUUUCAUUGCUGAGAAACCAAGAAGAAGGGUCUAAAGAAAUUUUGACCACUGAGUCUGAAAAUAUCCAAAACUCAAGCUUGAAAAAGGUACUUGAAUCUGGAAUUGGGAUCCACCAUGCUGGUCUUUCGAAGCAAGACAGAUCUACUUCUGAAGACUUAUUUGCCGAUGGGCUACUGCGAGUACUGGUAUGUACCGCAACAUUGGCAUGGGGGGUGAAUUUACCAGCACACACUGUUAUCAUUAAAGGCACAGAUGUGUAUUCCCCUGAGAAAGGUGGAUGGGACCACUUAUCUGCACAGGAUAUAUUGCAGAUGCUCGGUCGUGCUGGUAGGCCUAGAUAUGAUACAUUUGGAGAUGGUAUCGUUAUUACAAACCAGUCGGAUAUCCAAUACUACCUUGCGGUUUUGAACCAACAGCUACCAAUAGAAUCUCAGUUGAUCAGCUCACUGGUAGAUAGUAUGAACGCCGAAAUUGUUUCUGGCAAUAUUCAAAGUAGAGACGAUGGUACAAGGUGGUUGACGUAUACAUUUCUUUAUGUGAGAAUGCUGGUAUCUCCAAAAUUGUACAAGGUUGGGGAGGUUGAAUGUGAGAAUGAGGUUGAUCUCAUAUCAUACAGAAGAGCACUUAUCCAUUCUGCGCUAACCGUGCUUGCCACGAUUCAGCUCAUUUUGUAUAAUCCAGAAACUGGUAAAGUUGAGCCCACCGAGCUUGGUCGUAUUUCUUCACACUUCUACAUCAAACACUCUUCAAUGAACAUUUACAACGGGGAACUGAAUGAGCACAGUAAUAUUAUGGACCUGUUUAGGAUAUUUUCCCUUUCUGAUGAGUUCAAGUACAUUUCCAUUCGUCAGGAAGAAAAAAGGGAAUUAAAGGAGUUAGCAACCAAGGCACCGAUUCCUCUCAAAGAUGAGAUGGAUGAUCCAUUGACCAAGACCAAUGUUCUAUUACAGGCUUAUAUUUCCAACAUUACCUUCGAUGGACUAGCACUCAACGCUGACAUGAUAUUCAUUCAGCAAAGUGCUGGGAGAUUAUUUAGAGCAAUGUUUGAACUCUGCCGGAAAAAACAAUGGUCCCAGCCUACAAAAACUCUACUAAAUAUAUGCAAAUCAGUUGAUUGGCGAAUGUGGGUAACAAACACGCCGUUUCGUCAGUUUUCUAGUUGUCCACUAGAAGUGAUCAAAAGGACAGAAACUUCAACACUACCCUGGGAUGAUUAUCUAAUCCUCCAAUCACCAGCUGAAGUCGGUCGUACAAUUAGAACCGAAAAGCAUGGUAAACUAGUAUACGAUCUUUUGCAACGAUUUCCCAAAAUAAAGUUAAAGUGUAUGGUACAACCAAUCACACCAAGUGUUUUGAUGUUUGAACUGGAGAUUAAACCACAGUGGAUCUGGGAUAAAAGGUUUCAUGGGUACGGCGAAUCGUUUAUUAUACUGGUCGAAGACACAGACGGCAAAGAUAUCCUCUACCAAAGUCCUUUGCUCAUUCGUGAAGAGGACAUGGGAGAGCAUCUCUUGCUAGACUUUUCUAUUCAACUUACGCGAACACACCAGAAGAAACUUCCUCCCAACUUUUUUAUAUCUGUGAUAUCUGAAAAAUGGCAUCGUUGUGAGUCGAGAGUUGCUGCCGUCUUUGGAAAAUUGCAACUUCCAAAGAAAUUCCCAGCUCAAUCCCGAGUUGAAAGUUCUGAUCUGAUCAAUACACAACAACUCGAGAACGAUGAGUUUGCUGAAGCCUUCAAAUAUGAAAAGUUCAAUAAAAUCCAGAGUACUGUCUUCAAUCAUCUGUACAACUCAAACUCCAACAUACUGGUUGCUGCAGCAAAGGGUUCUGGUAAAACCGACAUGGCUCUGUUAGCAAUUCUUAACCUUUGGAGACAGAAUAAAGGAAGAGCCUUGUACAUUGCACCAUCACAAGCGCAUAUUGAUAGUACCUUGAAAAAGUGGGCCUCUGAACUAUCUACAAUGGCUGGUGGUAAAAUUAUAGACAAGCUGGGUUCUGAAAUGGCAAGAAACCUUAAGAAAAUAAGCCAGAGUCAUUUAAUUCUGGCGACACCAGAACAAAUGGGUCCAGUUUCCUACAAGUGGCAGCAAAGAAAGAGCGUCCAGAAAAUAGGACUAGUCAUUUUUGAUGACAUGCAUGAAAUCAGCAACGCGGGAUCUGGGCCAUUAUACGAAGGUUUGAUAUCACGUUUUAUGUUGAUGAUCUCCCAAUUGGAAACUGAUACACGUAUAGUUGGACUGUCUUCAUGUCUAACAAAUGCGCGAGAUUUUGGAGAAUGGAUGGGUGCAGCCAGCGACAACAUUUUCAAUUUUAGUCCAGAGGAUAGAAUAUCACCAAUUGGAAUACAUCUGCAAGGAUUUGAUAAUGCCGACAAUAACCCUUUUACGCAGUCUAUGUUGAAGACCGCUUUCAGAUAUGCGGCGAAUAAGUCAAACGAGGAGGGUACCAUCAUCUAUACUGCAUCGAAAAAGCAAUCAAUUGAUGCAGUUUCUUCUUUGAUCAAAUAUGCUGUCAGUAUUUCUUGGGAUCUUUUAGGGGCUGAAGAAGAACAAGUAGAGCAAUAUGCCCAAAAGUUGAAUGACGCAUCUUUAAGAUAUCCACUUUCUCAUGGUAUUGGUAUACUCUACAGUAACAUGAGCAAAAAUGACAAUAAACUUAUUCAACAACUGUACAAAUACAAUGCCAUUACCUUUUUACUAGUCGAGAAAGAAAUGAAGGACAACUGUCCCAAAUCAGAUAUGCUCAUCGUACUAGGUACCCAAUAUUUUGACUUAAAAGAGCAUAGAUAUGUUUCAUACUCUUCGAAUGAAAUUCUAGAAAUGAUUGGAAAUACAAAGGGAAAUGGGAACUCUUCUAUGUGUCAGGCCGUUGUUUUGACCAAUACAAAUAGAAAACCGUACUAUAGAAAGUUCUUAUCUGAGGCCGUCCCAACGGAAAGUUUUCUGUUGCAUAAUUUGCACGACAUUUUCAUGAACGAAAUCGCCAACUCUGUCGUUGAGAGCAAACAAGAUUGCCUCGAAUGGAUUACCUAUUCAUAUUUCUAUCGCAGAAUUCACGCCAACCCCAGUUUCUAUGGUGUAUCUGAUAUUACUGUAUAUGGUAUCUCAGCGUACCUCACUGAAAUGAUAGAAAGUGUGGUUAAGGAACUUCUGGAAUGUGACUUGAUUCAAAAAAAUGACCAGGAGCCACCCAAGAACGAAGAUUCGGACACCGAGAAUGAUGUUGACAGCAAGUUAAUCCCAUUAAAUCGGUGUUUUAUUGGGUCGCAUUACGGUAUCUCAUUCGACACAAUGCAACUAUUUGCUUUAGAAUUGAGUGGAAAGUCAUCCCUUCGAGACAUUUUACAGGUAAUCGCGAACGCAUCUGAACUUGAUUCAAUACCGUUCAGAGACGAAGAUUACAGUAAACUUUCGAAACUAAAAGCAAUUUUGCCAUUGCGCUAUUCGGAAGAAAAAGGAAAAGGUGUUGUGUCCUACAAAAUAUUUGUACUUUUACAGGCCUACUUUUCAAGAGUACACUUGCCGUAUGAACUAUCUCUGGAUUUGAAAUUAAUACUGGAAAGAUCAAUUCCGCUUGUGAAUGCAGUUGUUGACAUACUCUCAAGCGAUGGUUAUUUGAAUGCAUCAACUGCAAUGGACAUUUCACAGAUGGUAGUACAAGGAGUAUGGGAUAUUGACAGUCCAUUGAAGCAGAUACCAUUUUUUGAUAAUGAGAUCCUAAAAAAAUGUAAGGAACAAGGUGUUGAAACAGUUUAUGAUGUCAUGGCUCUAGAUGAUGAAGAGCGCGAAUCAAUUAUCCAACUGGAAAAUAAAAGACUGGCAACUUUAGCGCAGUUUAUUAACAACUAUCCAAAUGUUGAGCUCACUUGGAAAAUGAAAAGCAUUGAAGAAGUCAAGGCGGGCCAGCCUGUCUUGGUGACCGUAUCCCUGAAGCGAGAUGAGGUACCAGAAACCUUAAAGGUCACAUCCGAGGUGUACCCUUUCGAGAAAAAGAAAGUUGGUGGAUUUUUAUUGGUAACGUAG
This is a messenger RNA of Huiozyma naganishii CBS 8797, 6393 nucleotides long. It is a transcript of the gene BRR2, whose product is annotated as ATP-dependent RNA helicase BRR2. Lineage: Eukaryota; Fungi; Ascomycota; Saccharomycetes; Saccharomycetales; Saccharomycetaceae. The record is from RefSeq and is a predicted model, not a curated record. The transcript has a single exon. Gene Ontology annotation, cellular component: nucleus. Bases 1 to 6393 code for a protein of 2130 amino acids. Gene Ontology annotation, molecular function: nucleic acid binding; ATP binding; ATP hydrolysis activity.